AUGACGGGACAGGGGCUUGGGAAAUGCAUUGCCCUUUGCCUGCUGCCCUGGAGCUGCCUGAGCUUUGCCUGGAGUGACAGCGCUGGGCCCAAGACCGCCUUGCUUAGGGCAGGACACGCCAGAAAGCAGCUGCCCAGAGACGCUGCCAACGGGACCUACAUGCACAGCAACACCUCAGCACCGUGCGCGGCUCUCUCCCCACCACGCUACGGCUACUACUAUGUGGACAGAGGCUCGGGCGUUUCCUUGGGCUCAGUCCUUGUGUAUUGGUGCCAGGAGGGAUACCAGCUGGUGGGCAGCGAGAGGCUCUCCUGCCUCCGCCGGGAGAGCACUUCAUCCUGGAGCCAUCCCCCGCCCCUCUGCCAGGCCGCCUCGCAGCCCUCGGCCGCCGGCUCCCGAGCUGCCGUGGCCGCUUCGCUGCUGAGCGGAGCUGUGAUCCUGGUGCUCUCCGUUGCCUUCGCCGUCUGCUGCUGGCGGGACAGGGCGAGGAGGCGGUGCGGGGGGCAGCAGCACGGGAGGAAAGGCAGAGGAGGAUGGACACAGGACCCCCCCACCCCUGGGAGGGGCAGGAACGCUUUUGGGAGGCUGAAGCACUACCACCGGCGUGAUUACCAUCUCUCAGCCCUCUCCAGCUCCGUCUUCCCGGGGGCAUUUGCAGGCUGCAGUAGCCUGGUUUUCCAAAGAAGCCCUGAAAACCUGCCAAAGCUGCCCCCGCAGAGCUGGCACCCCGAGGCCUUGCCCCAGCUGGUGUUACAGCCUGGCACACUGCCCAUCACUGCCCUGCCCAGCCAGCUGCCCCGCAACGUCCUGCUGCCUGCUGUGUCCUGCCGUGCUGACCUUCCCAGAGACCCACUGCCCCUCUACUACAGAAGCUACGAGGAACACAAAGUCUUCAACAAGUUUGGGAGGCCAGUUUGA
Messenger RNA from Pogoniulus pusillus (Red-fronted tinkerbird), 918 nucleotides. RefSeq lists its product as uncharacterized. NCBI's taxonomy places the organism in Eukaryota, Metazoa, Chordata, Aves, Piciformes, Lybiidae. The coding region runs from base 1 to 918 and encodes 305 amino acids. The transcript has 5 exons. The record is from RefSeq and is a predicted model, not a curated record.